AUGGAGGAAAUUGAAUUGAAUAAUGAUGAAUCAAGAGAUACAAUAUGUGAUUUAGAUGGCAAUCCUAAGAUAAGUUGGUUCUGUAACAAGAAUGGUUUACUUUUAAAAACAUAUGGGUGGCUUGUUAAAAAUGCUAUAGGAAUUAUAUUGUUAAUACAUGGACUAAAAUCUCAUACUAGAUUAACUUUUAUGAGAAUAAAUAUACAAAUGACAAAUAAUGAUGAAGGGCUAAUAGUAGACAAUAAUAAUUAUUAUAUUUAUAAAGAUAGUUGGAUUGAAAAAUUUAAUCAGAAUGGUUAUUCAGUAUAUGCACUAGAUUUACAAGGGCAUGGGGAAUCAGAAGCAUGGAAAAAUAUAAGAGGAAGUGCUAAUAGUUUUGAUGAUUUAGUUGAUGAUGUAAUACAAUAUAUGAAUCACAUUCAAGAUGAAAUAUCAAAUGAAAGUCAAAUGGAUGAUGAAUCUAAUGAUAUAGUAACAACUAAAAAAAAAAGACUUCCUAUGUACAUUAUUGGACAUUCGAUGGGAGGAAGUAUUGCUUUAAGAAUAUUACAAUUAUUAAGGAAAGAAAAAGAAGAUAACAUUAAUGCUGGAGAGGAAAAUAACUACAAAAAAUGUAACAUCAUGUUAGAUAAUUCUACUAAUGUUAAUGAAAUUGACAAUGAUAUGGUAGAAGAUAUGAUUAAUGAUAUGUGUUAUAUGAAUGCUUUUAAUGAUAAUUCUGUAAAACAUAUUUCGGAUAAACGUUGCAUUACGGAUUCUAAAAAUGAUGAGCCUGGUAUUUCUAGCGCUAAUACAAGUGAUAGUGCAACUGUUCACCCCAAGCUUGGUAGGAGUAGAAGUAAAAAAGUUAGUUCCAGCAAUAAUUCCAAGGGUAGUACUAGUAGAAGUAAAAAAGUUAGUACCAAUAGCAAUUCCAAUGACACUAUCAUCGAUAGUUCAAAUGAUAGUACAAACGAUGGUUCCAAUGAUAUUACAAACGAUGAUUCCAAUGAUAGUACAAAUGAUGAUUCCAAUGAUAGUACAAACGAUGGUUCUAAUGAUAGUACAAACGAUGGUUCCAAUGACACUAUCAUCGAUAGUUCAAAUGAUAGUAUAAACGAUGGUUCCAAUGAUAGUAUAAACGAUGGUUCCAAUGAUAAUAUAAACGAUAGUUCCAAUGAUAGUACCGAAAAUAAUUCCAAUGAUAGUACCCAAAAUGACUCCAAUGAUAGUACCCAAAAUAAUUCCAAUGAUAGCACCAGUAAUAAUUCCAAUGACAAUACCAAAAAUAAUGGUAAAGUUAAAAGAUAUUAUCAUUUAGAUAAAUUAAAUAUUAGAGGUUGCGUAUCAUUAUCAGGAAUGUUAGGACUCAGAAUGAUAGGACAACCAGGAUCAUUUAUAUUUAAUCAUAUUUAUUUACCUAUAACAAAAAUCUUGUCAUAUCUUGCACCGUAUGCAAAAACGGUGGCAGAAUUUCCAUAUAAAACUUCCAAAUUUAUUGAAAAUGUAUUUAAAUAUGAUAAAUAUAGAAGUAAUGAUGGAAUAACAUUUAAAUAUUUACAUGAACUUGCAAAAACAAUGCGUAAAUUGUUUGAUAAUGUUAAAGAUUCCCCAAAAGACGUUCCUGUGUUAUUAGUCCAUUCAAAAGACGACGGUAUUUGUUAUUAUAAAGGGUCAGAAUCAUAUUAUAAUAAAGUAGAUGCUAAAGGAUCAGAAUUAUAUAUUGUUGAUGGCUUGAAUCAUUCUACAACGUUAGAGUCAGGAAAUGAAGAUGUUUUAAAAAAAGUUAUUGAUUGGAUUAGUAAUUUGGGAAAUAGUAAUGAAGGUGAAAUAACAAGCAAAAUAAAAGAAAAUAUAAAAAAGGUAAAACAAAAGCUAAACUAA
This is a messenger RNA of Plasmodium yoelii, 1863 nucleotides long. Its product is annotated as lysophospholipase, putative. Gene Ontology annotation, cellular component: membrane. The record is from RefSeq and is a predicted model, not a curated record. The coding region runs from base 1 to 1863 and encodes 620 amino acids. The transcript has a single exon. Gene Ontology annotation, molecular function: lipase activity. Lineage: Eukaryota; Apicomplexa; Aconoidasida; Haemosporida; Plasmodiidae.